AUGUCAAAUACUGGACUUUUACACAAUGGAGCUAGGAAUAAUUCAACAACGAUUGGCGACCGGAACAGCAAUAGCGACUUUUUUUGCUUUACUCGUGGGCGAUUCCUUUCUGAUGAGUCCCAUCAGCUUUCGCAGAGUUAUGUUCAAUUCGAAAUCGAUGAGCUUGCUCGAUUGGCUGUUGGUGCUGCAGAAAUUGCAAGUAAUGGGCCCCGAAAAUGCAUGAACAUCGAGAAAAUGCCGGACGGAAUGCACAACAAAGCUGUUCACUUUACAAUGGACAAUGGCUUCCAAGUUGUGGGCAAGGUACCUAAUCCAAAUGCUGGCCAAGCGCAUUUCACCACAGCCUCAGAAGUUGCUACUAUGGAUUUUCUGCGAAACGUUAUGAAGAUACCCAUACCUAACGUUCUGAGUUGGGGCUCUACGUCUGAAAAUCCAGUGGGAGCUGAAUACAUUCUCAUGGAGAAUGUGCGUGGUGUUCAACUGAGCAAGUUAUGGGAUCAACUUGAAGUUGAUGUGAAGUUCGAGGUACUCCGAAAUAUCGCCUUCUACCAAGAAAAGUGGUUAGAUACUUCUUUCUCGCGUUAUGGGAGUUUAUAUUACAAGAAUGAUGUCGGACUGUCAACACCAAGCGUGAAAUAUACCGACAAAACUGGAGUGACCACUGUGGAUGACCGUUUCACAAUUGGUCCAUCGGUGAGCCGGCAAAAUAAUGAUGAUGGCAGGCUUAAAAUGGAUUUUGACAGGGGUCCAUGGACUACUGCAGCAGAAUAUGAACGUGCUACGGGUCUGAGGGAGUUACAUUGUACUGGAAAUAUACCAAAACUCCCUAGGUCUCCUAUUGCCAUACACUAUUCUGGAACAUAUCGACCUUCUCGAGAGACAAAAAUUCUGGCGAUAGAAAGCUAUCUCAAAAUAUUGAAAUAUCUUCUGCCUGAGAGGUCUAUCCAGACUUCCCAUAUCUGGCACUGUGACUUGCAUGCAGAGAAUAUCUUUGUCAAUCCGAGCAACCCGUCGGAAAUCUAUGGAAUCAUUGAUUGGCAAUCUACUGAAUUGGCACCGUUAUACGAUCAUGCUAUUGAGCCCUACAUUCUUGACUACAAUGGCCCAUCUCUUGAUGGGCUGCUAGGACGCCCAAAACUCGCCGACAUCCGUUCACUUUUUCGAGGUGAUCCCGAGCCGCUAGCCGAACGCAAAACUACCUCACUAUACACUAAAAUGUCAUUAGUGUCAUCGUACAGGCACCUAGUGCACAAGAAAAUGCCACUAUUAUUCAAAACCCUUGAGUUUCGUGAAACGCUUUGCUUCCAGCUGCUUUUUUUCGCUCGAAACCUCCUUGUUGACGGUGAGGCAACAUACUUGGCACUAUUAGCAGAUCAACAGCGAAACAACUGGCAAGAUAUUCCAAAAUUGAAUCACACUAAUGAGAAGUUUCCACUUUCUUUUUCGGCAGAGAUGCUCCACCAAAUUGAAAAGGAUCAUGCAGGGGCUUCCUCUUCCAUUGAACUAAUGCGAGAGAUCCAGGAGAUGAUAGGACCCAAAUACUUCUAUGCACGCGGCAUGGUGACCCAUGAUGAAUACAAUGAGGUUCGGCAGAUUAUACCCCGAGCUAAAGCAAAAUUCAUCCGCAAAUAUGCUCGCGAUGAAGGUGAAAUCGCAGAAUUGGAGGGUGUCUGGCCAUUUGAUUGA
Messenger RNA from Aspergillus clavatus NRRL 1, 1686 nucleotides. RefSeq lists its product as uncharacterized. Gene Ontology annotation, cellular component: mitochondrion. NCBI's taxonomy places the organism in Eukaryota, Fungi, Ascomycota, Eurotiomycetes, Eurotiales, Aspergillaceae. The transcript has 3 exons. The record is from RefSeq and is a predicted model, not a curated record. Bases 1 to 1686 code for a protein of 561 amino acids.